This is a messenger RNA of Gossypium arboreum, 1467 nucleotides long. RefSeq lists its product as uncharacterized. The transcript is spliced from 3 exons. Lineage: Eukaryota; Viridiplantae; Streptophyta; Magnoliopsida; Malvales; Malvaceae. The record is from RefSeq and is a predicted model, not a curated record. Bases 1 to 1467 code for a protein of 488 amino acids.
AUGGUCAUCAUAUCAAGACCCAAAAGUAAUGAAGCUGGAGUACAAAAGCCAUCGAGGGUCAUAAUCCAAAGACCUGCAGUCUUCCCUUACAAAGACAGCAAAAAGGUCCCAUGGAAUUAUGAUUGCAGUGUGACGACGCCAAGAAAAGAGACCCUAGUUGACGCCUCAAUAGGGGAUCAAGAUAGGGGUUCCUAUAUACGUAGUGGGAGACGUUACGAUACAGCGAAUGAGGAAGCACAGCCCACAAAAGGAAAAGCCCAAGUGGUAGAGGAAACGAAGGAAAAAGCAACCAAACCUGUUAAUGAGCCAGUUAACGAAGAGGAGGCUAAGGAGUUUUUAAAAUUCCUAAAGCAUAGCGAAUACAGCAUGGUAGAACAGCUACGUAAACAACCAGCCCAUAUUUCAGUGCUGGCCUUGCUUCUAAGCUUGGAAGUUCAUCGCAACGCGCUAAUGAAGGUCUUAAACAAGACAUAUGUUGCCAAUGAUAUCUCUGUUAAUAAGCUGGACCGUUUGGUGAGCAACAUAAGUGCCGACAAUUAUAUCUUCUUUAAUGACGACGAGAUACCACCCGGGGGCAUGGGGUCGACAAAAGCGUUGCAUAUUACCACGCGCUGUAAAGGGUAUACGCUGCCAGGCAUACUGAUUGACAAUGGAUCGACUUUGAACGUCCUGCUAUUGACCACGCUGAAUAGAUUACCUAUAGACAGCUCUCACAUGAAGGAGUGCCAGAACAUUGUGAAGGCAGUCGAUGGCACGGAGAGAAAGGUGAUGGACAGAAUCGAGGUACCUCUUCAGAUUGGACCAAACACGUAUGAGGUGGAUUUCCUCCUAGUAUCGGAGGGGAGGUUGAUAACGAUCAAGGCUGAGGAGGAUAUUAUUGCAACUGUGAGCAAUAAUGCACCCUAUUUGGAGACAGAUGACGAAGCAAUCGAAUGCUCAUUUGAAUCUUUGGAAUUUGUUAAUGCGACAUUCAUCGCCGAGGGGAGCAAAAUUCUGGUGCCGAAAUUGUCCAAAACCACGAUGAUAAGCCUCCAGCUGACGAUUGAAAAAGGGGUCCUACCCGGAAGGGGACUUGGAAGACAUCUGCAAGGCAGGAUUGGAACGCCAAUACUGAAGGACAAGAGAGACCACUUCGGCUUAGGAUUUAAGCCUGAUGUCAAGCAACGCCGGAGGGAGCUAGAAAAGAAGCAAGAAAGAAGGAGAGCACGGUUAACAGGGGAGGAAAUCAAGUGGGAACUGAUGAUAUUCCCCCAUAUAUCGAAAACGUUUGUGUCUGGGGGAAUCAUUCAUCCCGAGAGAGACACGCCGACAACAGGGGCUAUAGAAGAAAGGCUCGAAAGCUUGGACAUCAACGUCAUAUGCGAAGAGAAGACUAGAAGAGAGAAUUUGUUGGGCAUUUGCCCCUACACACCUGGAAGUGUUCUGGACAACUGGACUACGGAAGAGAUUCCUGUCCCCAAAUAUUAA